Molecule: messenger RNA, 6512 nt
Organism: Anarrhichthys ocellatus (wolf-eel)
Lineage: Eukaryota; Metazoa; Chordata; Actinopteri; Perciformes; Anarhichadidae
Gene: ntmt1
Product: N-terminal Xaa-Pro-Lys N-methyltransferase 1
Exons: 5
Coding region: 1156-1824 (222 amino acids)
Biological process (GO): N-terminal protein amino acid methylation
Cellular component (GO): cytoplasm
Molecular function (GO): N-terminal protein N-methyltransferase activity
Source: RefSeq, a predicted model, not a curated record
CUAUCUGAUCCUUCACACAACAUUCACACACCGUAGGCACAGCUACGGGAGCAACUUGGGGUUAUGGACGAACCACUCUACCACUAAUCCACAGUCACCCCAGCACUUUUCAAUUUAGGUCUUAUUGUCAUUAGUGGAACCAUUCUUAAAUGCAUCAUGCUAACUUUGCAGUUAACAUGAAAACAACUUACAUAUAUACUACAAAACCUCAUAAAGCUUUCCAAAUAUACAUAUGAGUCCAACCUGAAGGAUAGAGAACUACUUACAGGCAACGUUCAAGUACUAUUUUGGUAGAACUGUAGUUCCCUACCGAACUAGUACCAAACUGUACAUAAUUCAAUAAAGGAACUCUUUGCCAAGUUUCUGAACUAUAUUCAGUUCGUUGACACAUAACUGUGGCAACUGUAGGCUUUUCCUGCUGUGGUCACGGUGCACAAUGUUCUAACGCGCCAGACACACUUUACACAUCCACGUUCUUGUAAAAACAUACUCCAUAAAUCCUUAUAAAGUGCGUUAGGACACAUGUUGUCUACAUGCUGAAAUGUCCCUGUGGUCUGGUUUAUGUUGGACAAAUUAAAACCUUAAAGAUUCUCAUAUCUGAACACAAAACUGCAAUACGCACACAAAACAUGGAUAUUGCUGUUGCUCGACAUUAUGCACAGGUGAGUUGGAAGCGUCAAUAAAAUUGUGGGGAAUAGAAAGGCGAUGAGAUGAAUGAAUGAACCAGUCUGACUGAGACAAGAUGGAUUUGACUUUGGACAUUUUUUUUAGGCCCUAAAAUGCUGUUCUAGUUGUACUUGUAAUGUGACUUGUGAAGUUGAGCUCCGAAUCCAAGAUAACACCUAUUUCUAAUCUGCUCACUGAGUUUCAGGGACAGCGAGAUCAGUUUGGAGUGGAUCUCCUGUCGCUGACUUUUAGCUUCUACUAUAAGGAUCUCAGAUGAAGUCGUGAAUAUGAUAACAACGUGUAAGAAGACCUGAGUGAAGUCGGCCAGUAGGGGCGCUGUUGUCACGUCUUCUCCCGGGAACCAAAUAAGGAAAUGACGUGCUGCACGUUCACAGCCAUGGAGCCGAUUCUCAAAUAGAAAGGAAGCAGUGACACCGGACCGGGCCAUUGAGAGGGAGAGGAGGGUGAGGGAGCUGACACGAGACGAGGAUGGGUGACAUAGCAGAAGGUGAGACAAGCUUCUACUCCAAUGCAGAGGACUACUGGAAGGAGGUCCCCCCCACAGUGGAUGGCAUGCUGGGGGGCUACGGCAGCAUCUCCAACAUCGACAUCAAUGGAUCCAAGGCUUUCCUGCACAAGUUCCUUGGUGAAGGGAAUGGGAAGACGGGCACGGACUGCGCUCUGGACUGUGGAGCAGGCAUUGGGAGGAUCACCAAACGUCUCCUGCUGCCUCUGUUCAAGACGGUGGACCUGGUGGACGUGACGCAGGAGUUUCUAGACAAAGCCAGGACGUACCUGGGAGAGGAGGGCAAGAGGGUGGGGAAGUACCUCUGCAGCGGCCUGCAGGACCUCGUACCGGAGAAUGGACGCUAUGAUGUCAUCUGGAUCCAGUGGGUCAUUGGCCACCUGACAGACGCCCACCUGGUGGACUUCCUGCAGCGUUGCCAGAAAGCCCUGCGGCCUAACGGCCUCAUCAUCAUCAAGGACAAUGUGUCGUAUGAGGGCGUGGUCCCCGAUGAGGUAGACAGCAGCGUCUGCCGAGACCUGGAAAUAGUUCAUAGUCUGGUGAGCAGAGCAGGCCUCCGCAUCCUCCACGAAGAGCAACAAACGAACUUCCCAAAGGAGAUCUACCAAGUCCACACACUGGCUCUCAGAUAGGACCUCCUCCAUGGGACAGUUAGAGAAUACACAGUAUUUCUAAUCAGGGAUCAAUUUAUUAUCUGAAAUGAUCUGCAGUGCGUGGUGUGUGUAGCUAACGCCAUAAAUCAGUCUUCUGUUCUGUGCUAAUUGCGGAGUCAUCUUGUCUGCUCUACCAGGUCUAAAGGUACGGCCACAUAACACUUCUGUCUUACGAAUAGUUGCUAAGUCUCCAGUUCAAGAUGGUCAAAUUCAAGCAUGCAUUUCCUGUGUCAGUGUGAUGUCGAGCAGGAUCUCGGGUCCAAGUUCAACUGUGUGGAUAUGCACAGCCAGCCAAUAGAAACUGGUAAUGGACAAGUCCUAGUGCUGUGUGAUCACCUGACUACAAACUACUGCAUCACUCUUAGUCUGUUUAUAGUUUGUCAUUGAACAGAAGGCUAAUGUUCACUGGAUUCAGCUGCAUCACUUCCUGGUUCUAAUGUCACUGGACUUUUCACAAGCGGAGCAUCAUCAUCGUCUAAUCUCACCAAGACACAUCGCCAAUGUUAUGGAGAUGUUUUAUGGACAUUUUACAGCUUAUUAAAGACAGAUUUGAAGAUUCAUGUGUUAACAGACUUUGUGGCUGUAUUUCACUGUUUUCAAUUAGGGAUGACUGAAUCAAUGUUUUUGGGCCUUGAGAACUGUUGAUUAAAUGAAUGACAAGCUGCUUCCUGACUGUACACUGCUCUUUGCUACUACAAGAGAUGUAAGAGCUCGGUUAUUACUCCUUCAUAACCAGGGGGCUAGGGGAUGAAUGGAGGGGUUUGAUUUUAUUUGACAAACCUCAUGUUGCAUAAAUUUACAUUACAGCAUGGCUCCAAAACAAACACUCACUCUACUGUUGGUGAAGAGUAAGAGAGACAGACAUCAGAUGAUGGAGGGAGAGAGGAGAGAGAGACAGCAGAAGAUGGAGAGAGAAACAGACAAAUCUGCAACCCACCUGGGGGUCUCGAUCCAGUCUUUGGGAAUGACUUCUACAGUACACUGCUGAGGUAAUGUCAAAAGGUCUCGAAUGAACUUCCAUGCUCAAAUAUGCUGACACUUUUAUUCCAAAUCAGGGAUUGUAUCACGCAGUCAACAUGGUAGCAGCACCUUAAUGUGAACUCUGAAGUAGUGGGUUAAGGGCAUGUGAUCAAGACCAGGUCUCACUCUGGAACUGGCCUGUCCUCUCCAUGGUUGCCAGCAUCUGUGAGGCAUCCUCGGAGGACACACCUCCCUCCUGCUGGAACACCUCUUUCAGAGCGUCGCACACACUGGUUGGCAUCUGUUUAGCAUUACUGCAUAGGAAAAACACAAGGUUGUAAGUCUGCCGCAAGCUGUCAGAGGAGUGUCACUUUGUCACAGGGCUGCCACUAUUAUUAUUAUUAACAGACAUUUGUAAACCCCCGUCGUGAUAGCAUUUAGCCUCCAUUGAAAUGAUUAAGCUGUCGUAAUGCCACCUUGGUACCUACUGACAUCUGAUGGGCAACAGAGUUAAGCCUGGCCCUCAGACUACUGGUGGCGCUCCUCAGACAAACUCAGAUGUGAACAUAGGAGAGAUGGUUUUGGUGCCUUCGACUCACCCAGCAAUGUAAAAGCAGGCACGUCUAUUGGCAAUCAAGUCCCAAAGGAGCUCAGCGUUCUCCCUUACCUGGUCCUGCACAUACACCUUUUCCUCCUGAAAUACAAAAACAGUUUCCUUAUUAGUCAAAAAAAUACACACAAAUUGUAUGUAGUGGCAGAAAACAUCUGGUUGGGUGUUUCCUUUAACCACUAUUCCAGUUUUCUCUUGUUUUGACCACAAAGAGGGCAGGUACAGUACGGCAGCCUUCUUUCCAAAACAAUUCUAGAGAUUUUAUUUUUGCAAAAUAAAUAUUUUAUGAAAAUAGAGAUGCUGACAGUUGUUUCUGUGUCCUUAAAUCGUCACAGAUUCCAUUAAGCCGCUGAAGUCAAUGACUAUCUGCUAGGGGUGCAACGGGUCAUAACACUCACCAUUAGGAUUGUAUCAUGCUUUUGAGUCACGGAUGACAUCAGCACAAGAGAAAAAAAGUGAGCAAAUAUCACUGAAAUAGGAAAUAUAAAUUUCCAAUCGCCGAUGAUUCGUAUCGCCUGAUUCAGAUUGUUUUUGUUAAAUUUGUUUGGUUACAGCAGCUGGUCUACAAGAAUCCAGACAAUUUUGGCCAAAAACAUGUUUUGUGAAGUCACAGUGACCUUUAUGUUUGACCUACAAAAUCUAUUCAGUUCAUCCUCGAGUUCAAGUGGAAGUUUGUGCCAACUUUGAAAAGAUUCCCUCCAGGCCUUCCUGAGAUAAUGUGUUCACAAGAAUGCAGCAGACAGAUGGAUGGAUGGACAACCCAAUAAAGUAAAAAGACACCGUAGAAGAUGUACACUAUGAUCAUGUGCAUACAGUACUUUUGUCUGACCUGGUCUCUUGAGAAGGCAGUGAAGAGGGUCAGAUGUCCAGUCUUCAUCAUGGCCUCCCACUCUGACCUGAAGUAGAAGUCUUUGGACUCAGAGCGACAGCCAAAGAACAGGACGUUGGCUAAACAGCAGGAAGAAGAGGAGGAGGACGUGUGUCAUGUCAAAGCUGUGAAAUGAUGUGGAGUAAUGUCAUUUAUUUAGAAAAUAAGAGAGUCAGAAAGGUAAAGGUCUCACCAUUCUUUCCCUCAGCCAUCCUUUCUUGUAAAGCCGCCCUGAAGGGAGCCACUCCUGUUCCAGGUCCAACCAUUAUCACAGGGGUGUCUUUCUCUUUGGGGAACUUCAGACUUCCCUUCUUCACCCACUGAGGCACAUACACCUCCCCUACAGCACCGGUUAAUAGGACACAACAACAAAAAAAUCAUUAUUAAUUAAUUGUAAUGCAAUGCAACAGGUAAUCAAUUUAUUUUGCAUCAGGAGAUUGGAUUCUCCAAGUUAUGUAGUGUAUCUUAUAGACUGAAGGACUUGGUGAGGUGUACUGCAUUUAGUUGGCACACAGUUGCUUUCCAAAAGUUAAAUUAGAAAAGAAAUUCUAAAAUAGAAGUGUUUAUUAUCCAGAGUUGCAGAGAAAACAAGUUUCUUUAAAACUGGCUUAGAGAUGUGUCUUGACUCCUAAUUUCUGUGAAUACAUUAAAUCAUAUUUUCUCCCAGUUUUCUGAUCUUGUUGAUACAGUUUGUCUGCAUGUUUACCUGUUGUCUCUCGAUAGAUUCUUCUAGAUUCUUGAUACAUUUCCACAGCACCAACUCUCGGUAGUAAAGUCAUAUUGCCACUCUACUGCUCUUAGUCUUUCCAUUUUAAAGAAAAUAUGUUCUUACUUCAUGACUGCAGUGUGUUCUACAUCACGGUUUGUUUGGUUUCUGGGCUAAGCUAUCGACUAACACUUCCUGCAUACAUUUCACAUUACAAAGUGUCCCAUUGGCUAAAAGGGUCAAAUCCCUGACUUUCCUGGUCGGCUUUUAAAAUGAAACAUUUGCAAAAGUGAUACCUUUCAUUCUGAAAAGUCAGCUUUUUAAAAACCAACAUGGGUGAGUUCAAAAUUUUGUUCCAAAUUUCUCAUCUCUUCUCUGAUUCUGACAUCAGAUGGUUUACUACCACAAAACUUCAUAGAAUAGAGGCAAUAGGUUUUAAUAGGUCAGUGAGACAGGUAUUUGUUGGAGGCAACAGUACGAUCUGUGGCUUAUUUAGGGAUGUUAAUGUUGUCGGAAUCUCAAUUAACCACCGAUGUGUUUAAACUCGAGUAAUUGUAUGUAUGAGUAUGGAGACACUCACCUUAUGUGGAGGUUUUUGUCACAUCUGCUUCUUAUUUGUGCAUUGCCAGACUCUUUGUUGUUUGGCGUGGGGCCACAUGGUUUUUUGACCACCGCUUAUAUGUGAUGAUUUCGUAGAAUGAUUGUUUCACUUUUCAAGCCUCUGCAUAUAUGCUUCUAUUGCCAGAAACACUGUUGGUUUUGUUUUGUGAGUGUGAGCAGUAAAUAAAGAGUGUGCGCAGUAAAUAAAGUGUGAGCAGUAAAUAAAGUGUGCGCAGUAAAUAAAGAGUGUGCGCAGUAAAUAAAGAGUGUGUGCAGUAAAUAAAGAGUGCGCAGUAAAUAAAGAGUGCGCAGUAAAUAAAGAGUGCGCAGUAAAUAAAGUGCGAGCAGUAAAUAAAGUGCGCAGUAAAUAAAGUGCGCAGUAAAUAAAGAGUGCAGUAAAUAAAGAGUGUGCAGUAAAUAAGAGUGUGCAGUAAAUAAAGAGUGUGAGCAUGAAUGAGUAGGUGAGUUAGUAUUGCUUUUAGUAUUCACGUUAAAGAGAGCAGCAGCGUGGUGAUAUGACUGUUUCUGAUGAAAUCUGUCCUUUGCAUUAAUGUACAUUAUGGUUAAUUUUCCAUUUGAGCUAUUAUAGAAGUCAAUAUUUUGUAUCCCCCUUAGUGUUAUUGUAAUAUUAGCGAUUGCCUUUUAUUUGUUUGUUUUAGACAACACAACUGUUUCUUGUUGUAUUGUAGCAGUAAUUACUUACAGUAAAUGUAGGUUUUUGUUUGUACCCUGUGAGCAAACGGAGUACGAGACAUUCUCUUACAUCACUCGUAUGUGCCACUUAGGAAUGGAUCUGUUCAUAUGAGUGUUUUUGCAAGAAGGCCAAAUGUGUUGACACAUCUAUUUCAAAAAGUAGGAAAAGCUGUAUAAUACUAACUUUUUUUUUUUUUGGUGAUGUCAUUAAAUUAAACUAUUGUUUCUCA